Molecule: messenger RNA, 3624 nt
Organism: Galleria mellonella (greater wax moth)
Lineage: Eukaryota; Metazoa; Arthropoda; Insecta; Lepidoptera; Pyralidae
Product: ribosome biogenesis protein BMS1 homolog
Exons: 2
Coding region: 165-3587 (1140 amino acids)
Biological process (GO): maturation of SSU-rRNA from tricistronic rRNA transcript (SSU-rRNA, 5.8S rRNA, LSU-rRNA); endonucleolytic cleavage of tricistronic rRNA transcript (SSU-rRNA, 5.8S rRNA, LSU-rRNA); ribosome biogenesis
Cellular component (GO): 90S preribosome; nucleus
Molecular function (GO): GTPase activity; U3 snoRNA binding; GTP binding
Source: RefSeq, a predicted model, not a curated record
UUGUGAAAUGUCAAUGUCACAUUGAUUGACUGUCAUAAUGAAAUGUCAAAUGUCAACGCGUUAUCCUUCCCUAGUAGCUUAUUCCUUGUAUGUUCAUAAUUCACAUGUCGGUGUUUAUUUCAUUAAUUUCUUGUUUAUAAUAAAUUACCGCAAAUGAAGUAAUUAUGGCUGAUGAGAGCGCUUUUGAUAAGAAGAAAGCGCAUCGUGCAAAACAUGCUGGUCGUAAAGCAGAGAAGAAGAAAAAGAAACAUGCUGUCGACCAAUCUAACCUAAGCGCUAGGCAACGAAAUUCUAAAGCGUUUGCUAUCCAGUCUGCCGUGCGGGCUGAGAGGAAAUUCAGACGACGAGAGGAUGUUAUAGCCAAGAAGCAGCAUAUACCACAAGUGGACAAAACACCUGUUGAAUCGCCACCGAUAGUCGUGGCCAUUGUGGGACCGCCGCGAGUUGGCAAAACAACACUCAUCAAUAAUCUCAUCAAGAGUUUCAUAAAAACAAACGUAACAAGCACGAACGGCCCUAUAACCAUCGUCACAUCGAAGAAACGGCGUCUGACCCUCAUAGAAUGCAAUAACGACAUCAACUCCAUGAUUGAUAUAGCAAAAUGCGCUGAUCUCGUUCUAUUAUUAUGUGACGCUAGUUUCGGUUUUGAAAUGGAGAUAUUUGAGUUCCUCAAUAUAUGUCAAGUGCAUGGUAUGCCUAAAAUCAUGGGUGUUCUGACUCAUCUUGACAUGAUAAAAAAUGCCAAAACAUUGAAAACUACUAAGAAAACACUAAAACACCGUUUCUGGACAGAAGUGUAUCCUGGUGCUAAGUUGUUCUACUUGUCGGGAAUAGUCCAUGGAGAGUAUUUAAGGAAUGAGAUAAAAAAUUUAGCUAGAUUUAUCUCUGUGAUGAAAUUUAGACCAUUGAGUUGGCGGAGCACACAUGCAUAUCUGCUCGCAGACCGGCUAGAGGACAUAACAAGUCAAGAGACAAUAAGAAAAGACCCAAAAGUAAAUAGAGAUGUUGUACUCUAUGGUUAUGUUAGAGGUGUGCCAUUGAUGAAGGAAUCUAUGGUUCAUAUAGCAGGUGUGGGAGACAUGAAAAUCAGUGAACUUUCCUAUCUACCAGAUCCAUGUCCUCUUCCAAGCAGUGAAAAAAAACGACAUCUGAUGGAGAGAGAACGUCAGAUUUAUGCCCCAUUCUCUGGUGUUGGUGGUAUUGUUUAUGAUAAAGAUGCAGUUUAUAUUGAAUUGAAAGGUUCUCACUCACACAAACAUGAAGAUGAAGAAACAAAUGAAAAGAAGGCUUUACUCAAAAAUGUUGUAGAUACUAAAGAGACUGUUGAUGAACAAAUGCAGGAGAGUGGGUUUAAGCUGUUUAGUGGAGGAGCUGUUAUAUAUCCAGAAAUGAUGAAAGAUGAUGAGUAUUUGCAACAUAAUAAAAUUCAAACUAAGUCAAAUAGUGAUGAUGACAGUUCAGAUGAAUCAAGUUCUGAAAGAGAAGAAGAGUCUGAUAAUGAUAGUGGCAUUGAUCAAAGUGAGAAAGAUGUUUUUGAUAAAACCAAACUACCUUGGGAAGAUAAUUCUGGUUCAGAACAGGAUGAUGAUUCAGAUGAUUCAGACACUAUAAAUGAUAAUAUGAAAGUAUCCAAUGAAAAUUUUGAGAAUGAGGGAGAUUUUGAUACAAAAUGGAAAGAAAAAUUAAGUGAAAAAGCAACAGAUGCAUACUAUGAAAGGCAGAGAACUUCAAAAAAUAUAAUGAAACUUGUAUAUGGGGAUUUUGAUAUUGGUAAUAAAACAAAACAAAAACAAGAACAAUCUGAUGAUAACAGUGACAGUGAUGAAGAAGAAAUUGGAGGUUUGUUCAAAAAAGUAACACAUACACAGAAGAAAAAACAAAAAGAGAAAGAAAAGCUGGAUUUAGAUGAGUGUUCAUUUUUUUAUAGUUUGGAUAAACCAAAUGUAAGAGACUGGUCAAGUGAAAAUAACAAACAGUAUUUGAUGAAUUGUUUUGUUACUGGAAAGAGAUCAGCCGACGAGGAUGCAUCAGAGUUACUUAAGUUAGAUGAUGCCAGUGAUGGUGAUGAUGAAGAUCUGUAUGGAGAUUUUGAAGACUUGGAAACAGGUGAGAAGCAUACUGCUGAUGAAUCUAAAGAUCCUCAAGUGGAGAUUGGAACAAAAAGGAAAGCAGAACCUACAAAGUCAGAAAUCCUUGACAAAAAACUUAAACUAAAAGCAAAAUUUGAUGCUGAAUAUGACAAUCCAGAUGAUCAUAGAAUUAAAGGUGACCAUUCUUAUUAUGAGAGCUUGAAGGCAGAAGCAUUAAAGCAGUCUGAACUUAACAAGUCAGUCUUUGAAAAUUUGGACAAUGGUCUGAGGAUUGAGGUUGAAGGUUUUAGACCUGGUUUAUAUGUAAGAAUGUUAUUCAAAAAUAUGUCAUCAGAAUUUGUUACAAACUUUGAUUCAAGUUAUCCUAUUCUUAUUGGAGCAUUGAAUAUGGCAGAGCAAAAUAUAGGAUUUGUAUCCUGCAAAGUAAAAAAACAUAGAUGGUACAAAAAGAUUCUAAAAACAAAUGAUCCAUUGAUCAUUUCUUUAGGUUGGAGAAGAUUUCAAACUCUACCUAUUUAUUCAAAGAUAGAGGAUGACUUGAAGUGCAGAUAUUUGAAAUAUACACCAGAGCAUGUUACAUGCAAUAUGCAUUUUUAUGGUCCAAUUACACCACAAAACACUGGCUUUCUUGCCUUACAGACUGUAAAUAAUAAUCCCAACGAAAUAAAGCAACUAGGAUUCAGAAUUGCAGCCACAGGCAGUGUCAAUGAAAUCAAUAAAUCAACACAAAUUGUAAAGAAAUUAAAAUUAGUAGGAACACCUUUGAAAAUUUAUAAGAAAACUGCUUUUAUUAAAGAUAUGUUUACAAGUACACUUGAAGUGGCAAAAUUCGAAGGCGCAAGAAUAAAGACAGUAUCAGGCAUUAGAGGUCAAAUUAAAAAGGCAUUGAACAAACCAGAGGGAGCAUUCAGAGCUACAUUUGAGGAUAAAAUACUUAUGAGUGAUAUUAUAUUCUGCCGAACAUGGUUUAAAGUAGAUGUCACGAAAUUUUAUGCACCUGUUGUUAAUUUAUUGUUACCUGUAGGUGAAAAGAAUGCAUGGCAAGGAAUGAAGACUAAAGGACAAUUAAAGAGGGAACGUAAUAUUCAGAAUGAGGCCAACACUGAUUCCAUGUACACAGAGGUGAUUAGAGAAGCUAAAGUGUUUAAGCCGCUAACUAUUCCAAAAACUUUGCAGAAAGGUUUACCAUACAGAUUUAAGCCUAAACUGAAGACAACAACAUUAUCUGGUAAUGACCCUAAGAAUAAAAUGAAGGAAAGAAUAGCUGUAGUGAAGAGUCCGUAUGAGCAGAAAGUUACUAAUGUGAUGAAAAUGUUAAAAACAAAUUAUGAGAAAAAGAAAGAAGUCCAGAAAGAAGCGACAGCUGAAAGAUUGAAAAUGCACAAAAAGCAACAAGAGGAAGAAGAAUGGCGGCGGAUUAAGAGGCAGAAAGAAUUAAAAAAGAAGAUUUGUAGACAUUUAAGUAAAAUGGGCAAUAAAAAGAAAACCCAAAUGUGAUAAACAAAUUUUCAGUAAACUCGCCUAUUGUAUAAAA